Messenger RNA from Stylophora pistillata, 1598 nucleotides. RefSeq lists its product as uncharacterized. The record is from RefSeq and is a predicted model, not a curated record. Gene Ontology annotation, molecular function: protein binding. Lineage: Eukaryota; Metazoa; Cnidaria; Anthozoa; Scleractinia; Pocilloporidae.
AUGUACUGGACACUAAAGAUAGAAAAUGUAGGAAUUUCCUUAAAAUCUGAAUUCUCCUCACAAAAGAUUACACCUGUUCUGCAGGCUAUUGAAUGUUUUGGUUCUUUAGGACACUGCAUUGAUUUAGAUCUUGGAGUGGGAAGUGGAACAAUUCAAGAUGGUCAUAUAACUGCUUCUUCUAUAUAUGAUGCCAGCACACCAGCCAAGAAUGGUCGACUGAACUACACUUCAGGGUCAUCUUGGUGUGGAGGAAUGAGUGACACUGUCCCAUAUCUGCAGAUUGAUCUACAGACACUUCAUGUCAUCUGUGCGGUUUCAACUCAAGGGAAUUCUGAAGCAGAUCAGUGGGUGAAGAACUACACACUGCGAUUAUCCACAAACGGGACAACUUGGACAGACUACAAAGAGGGAGGGAAAGUUAAGGUUUUGAUAGGGAAUGAUGACAGGAACUCAGAAGUGAAGCAUGUUGUUUAUGGAGUGUUAACAAGAUAUCUGCGAUUUUUGCCAGAAACACACCAGGGCAGGGUGUGUAUGAGAACAGAGGUGUUUGGAGUAGAAAAAAUGUCAACUUGUAAUACCAAGCCCAUUGGUUUAGCCAUCGGCGGUGAAAUUCCAGACAGCAGCUUUGCAGCCUCAUCAGAAUAUAAUUAUAAAUAUGUAGCUGAACAUGGUCGACUGAAUAACAAUAAGUCAUGGGGACCCGUGGAUAAUAACAAUGCUGAUGACUUCCUACAAAUUGACCUGUUGUAUGAGUAUAUCAUCUGUGCUGUGGCUACUCAGGGAAACCCAAAAAUUGAUUCACCAGAAUGGACUACAUAUUACAAGAUACGUUUAUCAUUUAAUGAUACCACUUUUGACACCUACAAAGAAAACAAUAAUGACAAGGUCUUUCCUGGAAAUACACACCAAAACAUCCCUGUAAUCAACAGUCUUGAUGAAUUUGCAAGUGCACGAUUCAUCCGCUUUGUGCCAACACAAUAUCAUACAUGGAAAAUCCUGAGAGUGGAAGUAUAUGGAGUACUUCUAACAAAAGCGGCGAGAACCAAGGAAAGAGGAGGUUGCGUUGAGUAUUAUCUUGGAAUGCAAAAUGGAGCGAUCCUAGACAAUGAAAUAACUGCUUCUUCCGUACAAAAUGGCAGCACACCAGCCAAGAAUGGUCGAGCGAGCUACACAUCAGGAUCAUCAUGGUGUGCAGGAACAGGUAACACUAAACCAUAUCUGCAGAUUGAUCUAAAGACACUUCAGAUCAUCUGUGCUGUGUCUGCUCAAGGGAAUUGUCACGCAGAUCAGUGGGUGACAAACUACACACUGCAAUUAUUCGCAGUUGGGACAACUUGGGAAGACUAAAGGGAAGGUGGAAAAAUUAAGAUUUUGGUAGGAAAUAACGACAGGAACUCAGAAGUGAAGCAUGUUGUUUAUAGAGUGUUAACAAGAUAUUUGCGAUUUUUGCCAAAGACACACCAGCGUGGGGUGUGUAUGAGAACAGAGGUGUUUGGAGUAGAAAAAAUGUCAACUUGUGAUAUGAAGGCCAUUGGUUUGGCUGACGGUGGUAAAAUUCCAAACAGCAGCUUCACAGCCACGUCAAUAUAUGAUGAUAG